AUGGUUCAAGCGUUUCAAAAAUCAAUAAAUUUUCAUAAUAGCCACAAAACCAGAUCAAAAACACAAAAAAAAAUAUAUAAAAAAUCAUUAUUUUAACACGGCGCACGAACUUUUUCCUCAACCUAAUCAUUUGUUGUUUUUUUUAUCUACACUAGGCCUACUACUGUGCUAGAAGCCACCCUUUUGUCUCCUAUAAUUUACCAGAUAUAACUCGUGCAUUUUCGGCGUUGAUUGGUCUUUGGCGCCGUCUACUGAGAGAAAACGGAUUUUUUUCCAGUAUAAUUAGUUUUCAACAGUAAUAUUGCUUUUUCAUUUUAUAGGCCGCAUCUUUCUCUGCAAUCUCACAUCAUUUGAUUCUAGACAGAGAGAAAAUUCCAGUUAGAAAAAAACUGAUCUUUGCUCUAUUACUUACUUUGCAAGUUAUGUCAGGUGAGAUUUCAAAGCGUAAUGUAGAGGUAAAGAAAAAAUUGGAAAUAAUUAUUAUAUAAAUUCUAUUAUAUUUUUGAAAAUCGAGGAAAAAGAAUUGAGGAAAAUUUCGUCCACAAAACGUCCGGUGGGAUUUUCGAUUUUGUUUUUUCGAUAUCUCGAUAAAUUAUACUCCAAUAAAGAUCAAAUAUUAAUAAUUUUUGAAGCUCAUGAGGUUUGAUGUUUGGUAAAAGAAAUGAAACUGAAAUAUUGCAUUAUUCAGGAGAAAUUUGAAAGUUACGUCCGCGAAGAUUUUUAAGAAAGAAAUGUCCGAUGAGAUUUCUACAUGCGUGUCGUUUUUCGAUGUGGUUUUGCGUAUCUCGCAUUCGACUUUGGUUUUCAAUAAAAGUGUCCCUAAGCCGAGGAAAACGAAUUUUAGCUGAAAAACCAAGGUUUUCUUGGAGACCCUGUAGUCGGACGUAGGAACUAUUCCGCAUCUUUGCACAUGCACUACUGAUGUAGAACAUUGGGACGAACGUUUCCAUGUAAUUUGCAAUCAAGUUGGAUUUUAGCGAAAUUUAGCGGACACAUUGUACUGGGCAUAUCUCUCGGGAUAAGCGUUCAGUUUGGAAAACCAUUUUCUCUCACAUAGUGUGUCCAACCAGAGAAAGAUUUUCUCUUACAUAAUGCUCGACGUGGCUAGAUUCAAUCUGUAUCAUUUUUAUAUUUAUCACCAGUCGAUUUAAUGAAGAAGUUUAUUCUCCCAAACCCUAAAUGUUUUUCGAUAGCUGUUGGUCAUGAAUUUUCCGAUGAACGAAGACAGUUGUAAUAAAAAAUUUUAUGCUAUCGGAUAAAGCACGUCAGAUAGUAUAUCGAACUGUAUUGAGACUCAAAAAAGUACACUUUCGAUCUUUCGCUAAAUGUCCGCCUGGGUGCCCACCUAGCGAAGUAAAAUAUUCGAAAACUGAUAUGUACUUUUUUUAGAACCAAUAAGACGAGUCUAAUGAUAUAAAAUUAUUGGAUUCAUUUCAUAUCUAAAAAGACUUACAGCUUUUGACAGAUACGGAAGCGGAAUUUUCAACGUUGGUAACAAACCAAAACUGUUUAGGUGAAAUAAUAUUUGAACAGCAUCGAAGAGAUAUUUUUUAGAUUCAGUUUUCCACGUAGAACAAGAAUUAAAGCUUUCAAGGUUCCCAAAACGUUAUAUUAAAGAUGUACGCUCAUUUUUAAAAAAUAAGCCGUUUCUUCCAGUUUUGAAGAUUUCAGUUUUUCAAAAUUCUCGACCACAAAAACUUUUUCGAAAGUCUAAAACAAACAUACUCCGACUCAGCUAAGCGAGCUCUAUCGAACCAUAUAUAAAUAUCGCAGAAAUAAAAUGCACUGGAGUUCUAAAUUUCCGGCACCUUAUAUUACACCAGAUAAUCACAGAAAGUGAAUAUUAGUUUCGCUCUAGUAUCUGUUUAAAAUGUAUAAAAAGUUUAAACAAGGCUUUUGUACUCUUAGGACAAAUUUCGGACACGUAGGAGUCACUUCGGAUCUACCCGGAUCCAUGGGGGUCUUUUUGGAUCCAUGCGGAAACCCUGAUCCGCUUUUCCUCCCUUGUAUCUAUCCCUGUAAAAAGCUAAUAUAUUGCGAUGUUAAAUUUUUGCAUUAUAACAUGGUUUUCCAAAGAUUCGCUAGAAAAUCAUUUGUACUUAUAAACAUAUAGGCUAAACUGUUCUCUAUCGAUUGUUGAAAAUCGUAAGUCACUGUCUUUUACUGUCUCUAAGUUAUGAACAAAACAACUACCUGUUUUAUUUUGUGGGAUAGAUAACACAAAUAUUCAGAUAUAAUAUGUCUAUAUACCAUUGUAUGCAAAUUGAAAAAUUUUUUUGAUCAAAGUUAAGCGUGGGAAAAGUAUACAAUAUAUAUUUCAAUUCAAAAUAGGAAAAAAAAUACUGUGUUAAUCACGUUUUUGCAGAGGGUAAACUAUUUUUCUGCAAAGUUUUUUCUUCUUUAAUGAAGAAACCAUAAUAAUUCUACUUACAUUCGUAUUUUUUUUGCGUUCUGUCCAAAAUUUUUUAUUUGUAUUGAACCGAUUGCAUAUAUGAAGAAAAAAAAGAUGACGGAAGGAUACAUUGUGUGUUUUUGUUUUGAUGGCUCUUUUUUAUUCGGAUUCUCAUGUCAUUAUUAACCAAAAAACUCAUUCUAUUUUUCGAAUUUAUAACCAAAAAGCCAAGAAAAAAUUUAAUUUUUGAUCAAAAUUAUUCGGAAUAGCAACAUGUGUAAACAAUUUCUUCUAAUUCUUCUUCUCAUCUUUGUAAAUUGGUGUCGUCCUCAGAUUGUGAGGUGAGAUACUUUAUCCUUAAAUAAUAAAUCGCUAAAUUAAUUUUUCUUCUACUUUAAAGUAUAUCUGUGAAACGUAUCCCACAAACAACAGAGACAAAAAAAUAUUUAUCAGUUAACUCAAAAACGGCUUAUUCGAAUUUAACAAAUGUAUAUGAUUACUAUUGGGUAGGUGACAUAUCAAUAGGUACGCCCGCUCAAGCAUUUAUAAUCGAUUUUGAUACAGGAUCCUCAGACCUGUGGGUCCCGUCGAGCUACAAAAACAAAUUUUAUAGUUCUCAUUCAUCAACUUAUCGUGCAAAUGGCUCGAGUUUUUCUAUUCAUUACGAAGAUGGUUCGCGUGCCACGGGACACUGGAGCUUGGAUACAGUAUCGAUCGCUGGUUUAUCAGUAACAGGCCAGGGAUUUGCUGAAGCAACCUACUUGUCAGGCUUUGAUUCAUCACUGAACGAUGGAUUGUUGGGAAUGGCUUAUCCAUCAGUAGCUACAGGAGGCGAACAACCUUUCUUUUACAACCUCUGGAACGCAAGCUCGCCUGGUGGAGAGUUAAUUCUCGGCGGAGUUGAUACAACAAAAUAUCAAGGUGCUAUUACUUAUGUAUCUGUAAAUAUUCAAGGUUAUUGGGAAUUUACCAUGACUAGGUAUUGCUUUUUUUCACCGAAUAUACCCUCGAUUGUAACAAAAGUAAAGCGCGGUUCCCCAAUAUCACCUUUAAUAUUGGUGGACAAUCCUUCUCCCUCAGUGUUACUCAAUACACCAAUAUUGAUACAUCAAGUAGUCAGACCAUUUGUUACAGUUCACUGCAUUCAAUUUAUGGAAGGUCCCAUACCACCAAAAUCGGGACAAUUAAUGGGCAAACAAGAAAAAAAACAAGCAGAAUCAAAUAUUAUAUCUUGCUGA
Molecule: messenger RNA, 3630 nt
Organism: Didymodactylos carnosus
Lineage: Eukaryota; Metazoa; Rotifera; Eurotatoria; Philodinida; Philodinidae
Source: the annotation of a GenBank genome assembly